CGGGCAGCGCUCCCUUCCUCCCCGAGCUCUCAGUGAUGGUGGGGGAAAGUUAAGUUGCGCAGAAUGAAGUUAAAAUAGCGUAGGACGGUGGAAGUGGCGGGACCCGGCGGGAGCGUGGUGUCGCCAGGCGACUUCCAGCGGUUCGCCUGCUUGUUUUCCUUCCCGCAGUCGCCAGCCUGGUUCAAACCUCUUGGGUUCUCAAAGCAGAAUUGUUGCGGCAGGCUCCCGGCGGUCCUGAACUGUUCAUCUGGGUGUACCGUUUUCCUGUUGUGAUCGCAUCAUGGAAAAUCAGUUGGCUAAAUCAGCUGAAGAACGAACAUUUCAGUACCAGGAUUCCCUUCCAUCUCUGCCUGUUCCUUCACUUGAAGAAUCAUUAAAAAAAUACCUUGAAUCAGUAAAGCCGUUUGCAAAUAAAGAAGAAUAUAAAAAAACUGAAGGAAUUGUUCAAAAAUUUCAAGAUGGUAUUGGAAGGAAACUGCACCAGAAAUUACUUGAAAGGGCAAAAGGAAAAAGAAAUUGGCUGGAAGAAUGGUGGCUGAAUUUUGCCUAUCUGAAUGUUCGUUUACCAUCACAACUAAAUGUCAAUUUUGCUGGUCCUGGACUUUACUUUGAACACUACUGGCCUCCGAAGGAAGGCACUCAUUUGGAAAGAGGAAGUAUAUAUCUUUGGCAUAACUUGAACUACUGGCAGCUACUAAGAAAAGAAAAAGUACCAGUUGAUAAAAGUGGAAAUAUUCCUCUAGAUAUGAAUCAGUUCCGAAUGCUAUUUUCUACCUGCAGGAUUCCAGGGAUUUCUAGAGAUUCAAUUAAAAGUUAUUUUAGGACUGAGAGCGAAGGACAUUCUCCAACUCACCUUACAGUGCUUUGUCGUGGCCGAGUUUUUGUCUUUGAUACAAUACAGGAAGGAUGUUUGAUCACCCCACCAGAGAUUUACAGGCAAUUGGCAUACAUUCACAAGAAGUGCCAUAGUGAACCUGAUGGACCUGGGAUAGCAGCAUUGACUAGUGAGGAGCGAACUCAAUGGGCUAAGGCACGCGAAUAUUUAAUUAGUCUUGAUCCAGAGAACUUGACUAUGUUAGAAAAAAUUCAGAGCAGUUUACUGGUAUAUUCCAUAGAGGAUAGCAGUCCACAUGUAACACCAGGAAAUUAUUCUCAGGUAACUGCACAGACUCUUACAGGAGAUCCAACUGUUCGCUGGGGAGAUAAAUCUUAUAACUUGGUUUCCUUUUCCAAUGGAGUAUUUGGCUCUAGUUGUGAUCAUGCUCCUCUUGAUGGAAUGGUUAUUGUGAACAUAAACCAUUAUGUUGAUCAGAAGAUUUUUGAGAAUGAAGGAAGAUGGAAGGGUUCAGAAAAAGUACGGGAUAUAUCACUUCCAGAGGAGCUUGUUUUCACUGUGGAUGAUAAAAUACUAAACGACAUUAAUCAAGCUAAAGCCCAAUAUCUCAAGCAGGCAUCUGAUCUGCAGAUUGUGGUGUAUCCCUUUACAUCUUUUGGCAAAAAGCUAACCAAGAAGAAGAUGCUUCACCCUGAUACAUUUAUUCAACUUGCACUUCAGCUGGCCUAUUAUAGACUUACUGGAUGUCCUGGCAGCUGCUAUGAAACUGCUAUGACGAGGUAUUUUUAUCAUGGCCGUACAGAGACUAUGCGAUCAUGUACAGUAGAAGCAUUGAGGUGGUGCCAAUCCAUGCAGGAUCCUUCUACUAGUUUCCUUGAGCAACAACAAAAGAUGUUACAAGCUUUUACAAAACAUAAUAAAAUGAUGAAAGAUUGUUCAUCUGGAAAAGGAUUUGACCGUCAUCUUCUAGGUCUUUUACUCAUAGCAAAAGAGGAAGGUCUUCCUGUUCCAGAGCUAUUUACAGACCCACUUUUCUCCAAAAGUGGAGGAGGUGGAAACUUUGUUCUCUCAACAAGUCUGAUUGGUUAUUUAAACAUGCUGGGAGUGGUGGCUCCCAUGGUCCACAAUGGCUAUGGAUUUUUCUACCAUAUCAGAGAUGACAGGUUUGUUGUGAUCUGUUCAACUUGGAAAUCAUGUCCAGAGACUGAUGCAGAAAAGCUAGUUCUGCUGGUUUUUCAUGCUUUGCAUGAUAUGAUGCAGCUAAUGAACACUGCUCAUCUUUAGAGACUAAUCAUUUAUUAAGCAUUUACAAAAAUAUUAAACUGGGUGUGGAGAGUGGUUUGGUGAUGUGAGAUAGAAAGGUUUCCUUUAGGGUCAAUAUCCCUAUUAAAUCUAGAAAUUAGUAGAAUCAUGCUAAGUUUAUUCUCACAUAGAAGAUUAAAGUAUGAAUUUUAAACUUCCUC
Molecule: messenger RNA, 2298 nt
Organism: Canis lupus familiaris (dog)
Lineage: Eukaryota; Metazoa; Chordata; Mammalia; Carnivora; Canidae
Gene: CROT
Product: carnitine O-octanoyltransferase
Cellular component (GO): peroxisome
Molecular function (GO): carnitine O-octanoyltransferase activity
Source: RefSeq, a predicted model, not a curated record